UUUUUGACAGUAGACGUUCAUGUAUGACAUUGCAUAGACGUAAUAUUUUAAAAAUUUGAUUUUUAUUGUUCGAUCGUAAACUUUUAUUGAUAAUUAUAAUUUUUACAACAAUGAGUAAAGUACCAACAGUCAAAUUAAACAAUGGUGUUGAAAUGCCUGUGUUAGGUUUGGGAACGUAUAAGUCACAGCCGAAUGCAGUUACCAAAGCAGUAGAAGAUGCUAUUGAUGCAGGAUAUCGACAUUUUGAUUGUGCUUUCUUUUAUGAUAAUGAAAAGGAAGUAGGUGAUGGAAUACAAACUAAAAUAAAGGAAGGAGUUGUUCAACGAAAGGAUCUGUUCAUCUGUUCAAAGUUAUGGAACAAUACACAUUCACAACAGUCAGUAGUUCCCGCAUGCAGAAAGUCAUUAGAAUUAUUACAAACAGACUACUUGGAUUUAUAUUUAGUUCAUUGGCCUGUUGGAUUCAAAGAAGGCGAUGAAUUAACACCUAAAACAGAAGACGGCAAAGUUGCCACAUCUGAUAUUGAUUAUAUAGAGACAUGGCGUGGAAUGGAAGAAUGUGCUCGUUUGGGUCUGGCUCGAGCCAUUGGUGUGUCCAAUUUUAAUCAUGAACAGCUAGAAAGAAUUUUAUCAGUAGCUGAAAUUAAGCCAACAGUAAAUCAAGUAGAAUGUAAUCCAAAUAUUAAUCAAAAGAAAUUGAUUCAGUAUUGUAAGGAACAUGACAUUGUCGUAACUGCAUAUUGUCCUUUGGGUAAAGCUGCUGAAGCGAGAACUAAACCAGGUGCACCAGUAGCAUCAAUGGAAGAACCAGGUGUCAUUGAAAUUGCAGCCAAGUACAAGAAAACUCCUGCUCAAGUUGUAUUGAGGUAUUUGAUUCAGCAUGGAGUAGUUGUAAUUCCAAAAUCAAUAACAAAAUCACGUAUUAUUGAAAACAUUGAUUGUUUUGAUUUUACAUUGGAUCAAAAGGAAAUGGAUUAUUUCGAUACUUUAAAUAAAAAUAUUCGACUUGCUACAUUCAAGGACUGUAAAGAUCAUAAAUAUUUUCCAUUUAAUCUAGAAUAUUGAUCUUAUUGUGUUUAAAUAAAGGAUUUUUCUAAUAAA
Molecule: messenger RNA, 1100 nt
Organism: Chrysoperla carnea
Lineage: Eukaryota; Metazoa; Arthropoda; Insecta; Neuroptera; Chrysopidae
Product: 1,5-anhydro-D-fructose reductase-like
Exons: 5
Coding region: 111-1064 (317 amino acids)
Cellular component (GO): cytosol
Molecular function (GO): aldose reductase (NADPH) activity
Source: RefSeq, a predicted model, not a curated record